GACGCACGAAGCUCAUUCGUGUGCCCUUCAUCGAGACCGACGGUUGCUGUUUGGACGGGGGAAAAUCCGGCGCUGUUCGCAAGGUAGCUUCGUAAACCCUUUGGCCGCUAACCAAGCGUAUCAAACAUCCUACUUUGGUGGCGCGAUCGUGUGCGUUUCUUUCUCAAACAAAAGAAAAAAGCCAUCAAGUGCAUCGGCAAGUGUGACACAGUGGCAGGCCGUUUGCUCGAGGAAGAAUAAAAGACAAUUGGUUCGUGUCUUCAAGCUGAUCUAGGAAGCGUAACGUACAAUCGGCAUUAAAGACAAACUCGAAAGUUGAGCUCCGAGCAGGUGCAAGAGCAAUCGAUCUAUCGUGCAGUAAAAGAUCGACCAAAGCGCAGUGACAGUUGACGGUACAGAAAUGGCGCACAAACUAAUAUCGUGUAGUGCCUGUGUGCUGGUGGCGCUUUUCGUGCUGAGUGCAGUGAACGUAUCAAGGCAGGCGUCGCUUUCGCUACGGGUCCUGUCACGUGGUGAGCGAUCCGUGUUUAACCAAACGCACAGCAACAAGACGUGCGAAGGUAACACACCUUGCGGGUGGGCAGUUUACACACCCGCGACAAGGGCGAUCGAUAACUUCAUGAAAAAUACGUGUGACUGCGAGAAGUUGAAGCAGUGCGUCCGAACGGACGACGAUGUCUCGAUCAGUGCGUACGUCUACCGCUGCCGGGAGCAUCCGGCCAAGGCAAAGUCCGUGCCCGCGUCCUGAGCUGGUAAAAGCGAUCCGAUCGUGUGCUUCGAAUGUCCACCGGUCGGCCAACGGCCAACACGCCGCAGGUUUGCUGGCCCGUGCCACCCCUGGACGCAUGCGGGAGUGUGUAUGCAAACUGUGUAAUUACUUGUAACACCACCUAAAUGCACUAACCAUACUAUUAUUAUACACACACACACACAUACACACACAAACUCACCCACAUAAAUAUCUUUAUAAAAGUUUAAAUGCUGAUUUCAAUAGUGGAGAAAGCAAACGAAAUCCAGGAAAGCUGAAAAAACACCCAUCCAACGAAAGAAGGAGAGGAAGCGAAAGAGUUUGAUGGUUAAAAUAUUUAAAAUUUAUUUAUAUUUGCUUGUUUAAUCGUUUAUCUCUUCAGAAAACAAAAAACCAAAUCUACGACUCAUUGUUGCGUAUCUGAUAUGUCUUAUGUUCUUUUUUUUUUAAACAUUCACCCCAAUCAGCACGUCCUGUUAGCAUUUUAUGAACAUGGUUUUUUUUUUAAUUAUUAUUAUUAUAUUAUACUUUCUUUAUCGGUUAAGCUUAGAAGUUAGAGGCCUAAAAUAUGCUCACUUCGGUAGCUCACCUCGGAGAGAGCUUGGGUGGUAGAUAGUAAACCCGUAAAGGUCCUUCCCAACUCAUACACAGCCAACACAAAUAUGUUUGUAGAAAAUGACGUCAUAUUGACGUUGUAUAUCUGCCCCGCCAGUUCCGGUUCCAGUUACAUCUCUGUUCCGAUACGUCUCAUACCGAAAAAGAAAAGAAAGUAAAACACAUUUAAUGCUCCCACUCCGAACCUCAGCUCUCUCCGAAAUGUGACUCAGAAGAACGUUUAAAAUAGAGGAAAAAACACUAUAGAAGUAGAGGAGCGAAACAAAAGUUGCUAAAUAGCAUCGGAGAAGCGGUAGCGUUAGCAGUACGGUGGUCCGUGGUUAUAACAAAGGACGUUAAAUAAAACCUCCCAAUCUUUGGAAAAGACUUGAUUAACUAUAUACAUAUGUAUGCGAUCGUCAAGGGGAAAGUAAAGAAAACGGAAAUGCCUGCAGGGCACGAUCGUCCGACGAAGAAUGCGCACAAGCAAAAACUCCCACAGUUUGACGUAUGAUUAAUGUAAACAUACUUUAAAAAUCAAACCCUCCCCCGUAAAAACGCAACACAAAACAUGCAAAACUCUAGAAAUCUCUUUCUAUUUGCUCGCUUUACACGUUUAAAACUGAUGUUUGUGUUGCUGUAAAAAGAGGAGCACACGAAAAAAAAAAAAUAGAUAGGAAAAGCAUGGCACUCCCAAAAUCCCAAAACAGACUCUACCCACUUUAUAGCGUACUUCCCCUAAUCCACGUGAUCCCCGUACCGAUCGGUCAGUUCAGCUCCCACUUUACUAUGUUUCUGUUGUCUUGAAAAAGUUUCACUCGUACUUAAGGAAAAACGGUGCAAAUUAAUUAAUGAUAAGCACGCUACGAAAUGAUCAUAGUUUCGCUCAGUUUCACCAUCCAGCCUUCAGGAAAACAAUAUUAGUGUAACAACACACAAACACCCAUACAUAUACAUCCGUAUCGCUUACAUACACAUACAGUAUUGAAACAUUUUUUUCAACCAUUAAAAGAAGAAGAAAAAAACACAACAAGCAAAACCAUAAUUACAUAUAAUAAAGAAACAUAAAACAGUUCGUAUUGCUACUCAAAAUAAGUGUUUUGCUCAGAACCGGUAUGCAACGAUCAGCACGAUCACUGAACGCAAAUGCCUAGGCAGUAGUAGGACAGUAUCCACUUCUAGGGGUCGAUUACUAAUUGUGAAGAAGUAUCAAAAUGAUGAAAUAAACAGACCUAAUCAGAA
Molecule: messenger RNA, 2584 nt
Organism: Anopheles merus
Lineage: Eukaryota; Metazoa; Arthropoda; Insecta; Diptera; Culicidae
Exons: 3
Coding region: 401-748 (115 amino acids)
Source: RefSeq, a predicted model, not a curated record